GCUCAGAGGGAAGAGAGAAAGGACCGAGGCCCUCUUCCGCCUGUCUCCAAGGGAAGCUGAGAGCUUUGGGCACGCGGAACGUGUGAAUGGGGGUUCGCCUAUGACGCGUGUCCUCCUGGGAAGAGCCGCUGGCGUUUGGGUUAAAGAAUGUCUCGGAUCCCUUUGGGAAAAGUCCUCCUACGAAAUGUCAUUCGUCACACUGAUGCACAUAACAAGAUUCAAGAAGAAUCAGAAAUGUGGAAAAUACGGGAAUGGGAAAAGCAAACCCAAGAUGUACAUUGGGGCAAGCAAAAGAGAACACUCUCUAAUUGUUCCAGUAGCCGGAUGCGUAGUGAUGGAUUUGAUGAGGAGAGCCAACAUGCUGAGUGGAAGGUGAAGAACUUGGCUCCUGUGUCAGAGACAAUGGAAGAUGACCUUCGCCAUGCCCGAUACUGGAACAGGAAACUCUAUGAAUAUGAAGCUAACAUGCCAGACAGGUGGGGCCACAGUGGCUACAAAGAGUUGUAUCCAGAAGAAUUUGAUACAGACAGUGAUCAGCCAGAUGAACAAAACUCUGUGAAUGGGAAAAGAAAAUCUCAGCCCGGGAAACAGUCUUCUCUUGAGUUGCACAAAAGCAAAAAAGCAAAAAAAUCGCACAAGAAGAAGCGGAAAAAGAAAUCUCACAAAAAGCGGAAGAAGCAGAAGCGAGAGCAGCCGAAUGUGGCGUCUGAUUCCUCCCAGGACACUGAAUGUUCAGAGGAAGGUGUUUCCCGGAAGAAAAAGCGGAGACGCCACAAAAAAGCCAAGAAGGCGGCAGCAGCAGCAUCCGCCAAGCCGCCAGCCUCUUCCUCAGGGCCAGAUAGUGACUCCAGCAGGGCAGGCAGCUGCACCUCCAGCAGCUCUGAGGGCAGUGAGCCUGAGGAGAAACCGGAGAAGCCGCCCAGGAAGAAGAGGAGGAGACGCCACGUGUCUCUGUCGGACAGGAGUGGCGAAGGGGUGCAGGAGAAACGCAGCAAGAGGAAGAACUGGAAAGUGGCUGCCGAUGAGUAUUCAGAGGACAGCUCUGACGAGGACUAACCAGAGGGCACCCACUCCGUCCGUGUCUGUGUGUGUAUUGGCUGGGAGGGCUUGACUCAAAAGACUGCCCUCCUGGAACAAACUGUGCUCUGAACUGGCUAUGCAGCGGCUCUUGAAUCUGGGCUCUGCAAACCUCGCUGCUGUUCAGGGGGGCACCUUUCAGUUUCACACUGGUCAGAAACUCUUUAGGAAAAGAAAGGAGCUGUCCGCCAAGGCUCCUGUUUUGUCACCCCAGAUUCAAGCCGAAUAACCUUCUGUUUACAAUGAGAAGAACUCUUAAAUUGGAGAACGCUGCUCUUGGGGAGCACAGCAAGGAAUGUCAUGACUCCUGCCAGAGCCGGGGGCGGUGGUUUCCACUGGGGUUGGAUCCUUGUCUGUAAGGGAUUUACACCAUCCACUUUAUUUUGAGGUGGGAAAACCCACUCUCCAUAUAAGGUUCCCUGGGCAAGUGGUGGUGGUGGGAAUUGGCAAAAGCCUCCCAAAAAGGGCUGAGCAGUCCCAGGCCUCGAAAGGUGUUUGACUAAAGCAGACCCAAAAUGAAGAGUAGCACACUCGAGCAACAAGGAUUUAUCAUCAGAUUAAACAGGUACGCAAUAAGAACAAUUGUCUUUUGAUAAAACAGAUUGUAAGAGAGAGUGUUCAUUAACCUGGCAGCGCAGAUUCCAAGCAAUCAGUAAAGAAAAAUAACUUCCCUGACACAUUUAACUGACUUGGUCCUAACUUCUUAUCCCCAACAGCUCAGCCUGCUGCUUCCUCAGGGCCCAACUGGGACAGACUAACCAACAAGCCCAAACCUCUGCUGUUGGCUGAGCCAGAAAUCUCCACCCAGUCCUCUGGAUUGGCCCCUUUGAUUUGAGCUUCCUGGGCUUCUCUCCUGUUUAGGAAAGGCAGUUGCUCUGUGAGGCCUAGUCCCCUCUCCAAUCCUUUCUAUCACUAUAGGCCCCCCUGUCUCUUUAAAAACUUAAUAUAUAUUUUGAACGGCCAGUACAUAAAAUCGAAUUGCAAUAAAUGACGAGAGAAUAGAAAGAUCCCCAAACUGCCCACAAGCUCUUGCCAUCUGUUUUACAGAUGAGGGCUUCCAUUCUUCAUCUAUGUGUCUCUCUUGAGUAAAUGGCUGUGGUUAAGCAGAUGAACAGGUGGUGGCAGCAGGGUACCUGGGACAACUGACGAGUGCCUUGGGGUGUCUGGCCAGGUUCAGAUAAAUCAUUCUUUAUAAGGCAGGCCGCAGUAGGGCCUAGCAGAGUGAACCAUCACUUUCCCCCCGCAGUGUUCUGGAUGGAAUGUCAUAGCCUUCUUUCCUCAGAAAGGUGCUCUGAAUAGCAUCUGCUGUUCCUUCUGGAAAAUCAUUAUUGCCAUCUUUGCUGGGAUCAGCCUUUCCCCCAAGAUGCUGGCUCCAAAGACUUCCCUUGAGGCAAACUUCACUCCUUGGGAAAUUUUGGGUGGUGAAUGUCAAGGAAAUGGCAGGGCAUGUGGGCAGCAGGGUUUUUUGUUUUUUUCGUUGGUGUGGCUGAGUCUAGGAAACUGAGUCCCUCUGCCCCUUCUGUUGUGGCACGUAUCUCUAGAGAUGUAAACUUAAGAAAUGGAAAGCCAGCCCCUGAAUGUUACAUGGUGGAAGCUGACGAGUGUGGUUUGACCUUCAUGCGGAACCUUUCCCAGCCUCCAGAAUGCACACACCUCUGGCUUAAAAGGGUAGCUGGCGAGGUAGAUUUGUACUGUGACAAGCGGGGGGGGGGCGGGGCUGGCUCAAUGUCGAGCCCAGUAGCUGCAAAGGAACACACUGCAGUACUUCGCAUAGCCUCCUCUCCCUGCUGUUGCUUCCAAUCCUCUCAGGAGCGUGUCUACACCACAGACCUAACCUGGCUUAACUGUCAUCCCCCUUUCCUGCAUUGAACUGUAUUAUCCAGGAUGGCUUAGGACAGCCAGCAGAAUUCUCAGCACCCUCACCCAACUACAAUUCCCAGAAUGCCAUGGGAAGCCCCAACAACAGAGUGGCUGUAAACUUAAGUUUGUAGUAUAGAUAUGCAAACUCAGGAAAAUGGGCUGGGUAGAUUGGGGGCUCAACCUUUUUACCCCAUUCCUAGCCUUCAGUGGUUUACAUGGGCCCUGACUACUUCCUUACUACAGUAAACCUUCUGCUGGAACUCGA
Molecule: messenger RNA, 3202 nt
Organism: Hemicordylus capensis (graceful crag lizard)
Lineage: Eukaryota; Metazoa; Chordata; Lepidosauria; Squamata; Cordylidae
Gene: NKAPD1
Product: NKAP domain containing 1
Exons: 6
Coding region: 148-1056 (302 amino acids)
Source: RefSeq, a predicted model, not a curated record